Messenger RNA from Aegilops tauschii subsp. strangulata, 1163 nucleotides. Its product is annotated as S-formylglutathione hydrolase. Gene Ontology annotation, molecular function: S-formylglutathione hydrolase activity. Lineage: Eukaryota; Viridiplantae; Streptophyta; Magnoliopsida; Poales; Poaceae. Gene Ontology annotation, cellular component: cytosol. The record is from RefSeq and is a predicted model, not a curated record. Gene Ontology annotation, biological process: formaldehyde catabolic process.
UUUUGGAUAUCGGGGUCGGGGAUCCCCUCUUCCAGAAUCUCUACACACUCCCGUCCCCCAGUCCAGUCUCCACCCACCACCACUCCCCCCACACCUCGCCGGCGAUCGCGCGAUGGCGGCGGCCGCUCCCCCUCCCGCGGCGGCGCUGGAGCAGCUGAGCAAGACCAAGAUGUUCGGCGGCCACAACCUCCGCUUCCGCCACCAGAGCGCCGCCCUCGGCUGCCCCAUGACCUUCUCCCUCUUCCUCCCCGCGUCGCCGGCCUCCAAGCUCCCCGUGCUCUACUGGCUCUCCGGCCUCACCUGCACCGAUGAGAACUUCAUCAUCAAGUCCGGCGCCCAGCGCGCCGCCGCGGCACACGGCGUCGCCCUCGUCGCCCCCGACACCUCCCCGCGUGGACUAAAUGUAGAAGGGGAGGCAGAUAGUUGGGAUUUUGGUGUUGGUGCUGGAUUUUAUUUGAAUGCCACAAAUGAGAAGUGGAAAAACUGGCGCAUGUAUGAUUAUGUUGUGAAGGAGCUGCCAAAAGUUUUAACUGACAACUUUGAACAGCUUAACACGUCAUGUGCAUCAAUUUUUGGCCACUCUAUGGGAGGGCACGGUGCACUGACUAUCUACUUGAAGAACACUGACAAAUACAAGUCGGUGUCUGCAUUUGCUCCAAUUGCUAACCCAAUAAACUGCCCUUGGGGUCAGAAAGCAUUCUCAAACUAUCUGGGCACAACUAAAUCGGAAUGGGAGGAAUACGAUGCAACCUUGUUGGUUAAGAAGUGCAACACACUUUCAACUCCUAUCCUGGUUGACCAGGGAGAGGAUGACAAGUUCCUGGCGGAGCAGCUGCUGGCGGGCAACUUGGAGGAGGCGUGCAAGGCGGCGGGCGCUCCUCUGACCCUGCGGAUGCAGCCGGGGUACGACCAUUCCUUCUUCUUCAUCGCCACCUUCAUCGACGACCACAUCGCGCACCACGCCCAGUUCCUCAAGAGCGGCUGACUGGCCAGCCACCUGUAGCGAGAGAUGCUAUCAGUUGAACCGCCAAGUCAGCGGCGUCGCCUCCAUAUACCAGCUUGUUACGAUCUGUCGUGUGUGUAUGUGUCGAUGCACCGUGUGUUGGAUUGAGACGAGAUGAAGUGUGUGGAAAUAAUGUGGACGGCUUGCGGUCGUCUCUCAA